AUGACCCGCGACAUUCGGCAGCGGGCGCUGGAGAAGAUCGCGUCUCUCUCCGCGACCAGCUCCCAAACGUCCUUCGAUCGCUCUGAUCUCGACCGGUUGUGCAAGGCUACCCAGGCCGCUGGGAAGGGCGUCAACGGCUACUCGCCUAAGCAGCCGUCUUCGUCUCUUGGGAGAUGCCCCAUGACAAUACGCGAAUUUGAGGUUUUACUGUCGCUAUGCAAAGCCGCGCCCGCUAUCCAGACGAGCCAAAGCGCCCAGAAGCUCGCUCACCAGCUGAUUCCCUACAUCCUCGAGGCGCACAUCCAAGUGUUUGUCCCAUCACCCUUCUUCAGAAAGGUGGAGCCUUCGCCAACCGAGGCGUUGGCAUUCCACGUCACGGCCGCGCUGCUAUCCCUUGCCUCACAAUACGAUAAUUUGCACGAGGUCGUUUCGGACAACAUUUGGACCUUCAUCAAUGCUUGCAACCAUGCGGCAGACCAUACAGUUCCUCCUCAUGCGGACGACGAGGACCCGAACCUCGAAGACGCCAUCAGGACGGCCACCAUUGCUGUCUCCCUGCUCGGUUUCCUUGACGCGGCGUCAGCGCAGGCGGACUUCUGGAAGGCAGGAGGCCGGAUGGCUUUGCUACAACGCUUCAGGGAUAUCCUUUCGGAGCCGUUCUUGAUUGCGGUGGAGACGGCCUUCUCUACUAUCAGGAACUCACAAUCCUCGGACCGUCACGCACGAGAGUGGAAGAGAUAUCUGCGUCACUAUUCAGCUGCUGGACGACCGCUCGGAGCCAUUCUGCUGCAGAGAAGCUACAUGUGGCUUCUUGUUGCCGGCACGUCACUGUUGGUGACUGACGCUUCGCUUUUGCGCGGGACUCACAUCCUCGACUUGCUUAUGUCAGGGGAUGGGGCUUUCAGGCCAGGCUCCCCACGCAGCCCCGAUGCUGAUUAUCGGUCUCUCGACUUAUACACCACUAUGGCUGUUGACCAGAUGAACUACCUGGAGGCUGGCGAGGAUUACCUCAAACUCGGGUCUGCGUCGCAGCAGAGAUUGGCCUUUGCUGUCAAGUCGGCAGCUCUAAUAAGCUACCUCAACUGUUCGCUCAUGAAUGAGGAGGUGGCAGACAUCGACGUGCUCAUUACCUGGUUGGAGGAGACUCUUGCGGACCCCCUUCAGAUGGCAGACGAGAACCUGGCGGCAACAGUCCUGAGGUCGAUUGCGUUAGUUUGCAAGAUCUCUAGAGGAUACGCUGCAACUGCUAGUCGCCUUCUGCCUCGCUUCAUUGUACAAAGCGUACCGAACACUCGCACGGUUGCGGUUGCGUCCAAGAGUCUCGCGUAUGUGCUGCAGAUGCUUUCUCACGAUGCUGUGAUCACUACUCUUUAUACCCUUGGCAACGUCCUUAGCCCUGGCUCUGAUAGAUCCAUGACGAACGGAACUAACGGUGACCUUGGCGCGGACGGUGCCAAUGCUCUCUAUUCCAACCGCCAGUCUACUGGCAGCAGCAUCUCUUUAGCUAUCACGGGCGAGGAAGAAACGGCCAUGGUGUACGGCAAUGUUGUUCAGGCCAUCUGCGGUGUUGCGGCCGCUUGCAAUGACGAGAAAAUCACUGCCUUGGCGCAGUCCAUGUUGCUGCAAAAGAUCGACAAAGUCAACAGUAAUGUUGACGCUCAGAUCAUUAGCGGUGCUGCCGCACUUGCUUUAAAGGGCGGGCAGCUUGAGUUCCGGUCUCUUCUCAAGGUGUUUUCCAGAGUUUGCCAUCUUGGAGUUGUCGGCCACAAGGACUCGCUUUUGGUCGCUGUAAUGAAGGCACGAACACAUAUAUCGGCAAACCUCCGUCGCGGAUCGCCCCUUUAUGAGAUAUACUGGGAGCAUCUGCUUGAGAGCAUCAUCUCCAUGGGUGAUGUCCAUCAGUCAAACCACACCAAGGAAGCAGACGUCCAACUGGCUGCGAGUGAGAUCGCCGAGUUGCUGCAUCCCAUGGCUGUCUUCAUGUCGACCAACGACUUGGCAUUCAAUUCAGUGACUGAUGAUGAGUCGCACUCCAUGAUUAGAGACGCCUGGUUCAACAUUGUUGUUCAUGGUUUUGCCACACAGACUGACAUGGGCAAGAAAUACCUUGACGAGCUUCGGAUCAUGGCUGUGCACUCACCUCCUUUGGUCGCAGAACAGCGGGGUGAGCAGAUUGAGAGUGACAUCGAGCUGAACACCGUGCUGCGUCGAGGCAUGUCUUCCGAUCGAGAGUCGAUGCAGAAGAAGCAUCUCACCGAGUUGAUUCCCAACAAGGCCACAGAGAUCAAGGGGUUGAGCUACCGCAAGGUCAUCUUUUUGCAUGCUGCUUAUCUAGUCGAGAGCUUGCGCGCCGAUGCUGGUGAUUGCACCAAGGCGCUCUCCUACUUUUUGGAGCCCAGCAUGCGUAAAGGAGAAGUCAGCAGUAUUAUGGAGGGUAUUGCCGCCGCAGUGGUAAACAAGUAUUUGCGCAAGACCUUGGGCGGUACAGAUGCUACUUUUUCCGCACAGUACGCUGCGAGUCAGCUCGUCGCCAUCUUCUGCGGCUGUUGUCACCGAAUCGAGCGCGUCCAGCAAGCUGCCUUUACGUGUGCCGACCGUAUCAUUAGUCAGGUUCCCUCUGCUCUGUGCCACCGGUCCUCGCUCUUUGCUCUGUUAGAGCUCUUAUCUCUGAUGUGGUCGAGUUGCCUGGAAGCAGAGACUGAUCUCUAUGCACCUCGAUCAAAGUUCACUUCUGCGCUCGGAGAUGUUUCUGUCGAACUUUCUGACGACUACAACUUUCGUCGUCAUACCUUGGAGGUCCUCAACCGUAGGGCCAAGCAAUGGGUCUCCAGUGCGAUUAGUCUGGCGCCCUCGGACAUCAAGGGUCUUCUUCAGACGUACUUGUCCGAGUUUGACGACGAAGGAGCUUACGGACAUCUCUCCCUGGGCCGCUCUUUUGCCAUUGAGCUUGGCUCUCUCAUGUCCUCCACCGACCAGAGAUUACAGUCUCUAGACCAAGUCGGUGACUGCAGCAUCAACACCGGCUCUGACUUUAUUGCUCAAUACACGACUCGCCAAGAGUACCGAUACGGCGAGACCCUCCCCGAACGCGGCAACGAACUGGUGAACUUCAUGCAGCUGAACCGUAGAGCGUCGUUCGUUAAGUCGUCAACCUCGAUCGCUAGCGACAGCGCCAACGCGGCCACCGCUCUGGCACAUGUUGAGGCCCGCAUUAAAAGCAAGAAGAUGACAGCUCUCGCCGAGGUUCGCGAAAUCCUACGCCGAGCAGCAGCCCUGCUGUGUCGCAGCGACCGGGACGAGUCUGCCGUCGCACACUACCUAGUCUCCAUUCCAUUCGCCAUGUUUACGAAGCAGUCCAUCAAGCUGGGCGUCUCCUUGUGGCUGGGUGUGAUGAACGAGAACCCACGCCUUGAGCCGAGGCUUCUCACCGAAAUUGCUCAGCAGUGGGAAGUGUCCAUUCAGAAUGGCCUGGGGCUGUUCAGCAAUGCCAUGUCACACAACGAUCCCUUCUUUCUGAAGAUGGAGUUCGCACCGAGUGACCUCGAGGCUUUAGCCAAGCGCAAGCAGCAGGUGCACAACCUGCUGUCGCCACACACACGGUUGCUGCAGUUCUUUGCAAGUCACUUCAACGCCACUCGCUUGGGCAGUCCGGAUGUUCAGCGGAUCUUCCUGCGCAUGCUCGAUGUCACAUUGGACGCUGUGCGCUUAUCGACAUCGCACCCGAUGGCACGAGAACUGCGGUUUCAGAUCGUGUUGUUUGGGCUGAAGGUGCUGCAUGUGUGUACGACCAUUGGCGCCAUCGCGCAAUGGCGAUUCAAGGAGAAGAUUCUAUCGGCUGCGCUCAGCUGGUUCCGAUUCGCACCAAGAUGGUCCUUUGGUAGCAACAUCUUGCAGCUGAAGACGGAAAUCCGCCUGCUGAACGAUGUCGUGGCUGCACUGAAGAACGUUGCGUUCAUUGGGGCCAACGCUGCGGAUACGAUCAAAUCUUUACAGGCUAAGGAGCAGCUUCUUGUUCUCCUUUUAGAGAGCGAGCAGGCACGUCUAUCGGUAUGGGUCCACCCGCUCGGCGAGCAGUCCAAACCCCACGGACAGCCGAACAAGACUGCUAUCGAGGCCGCUCUUUCGCCUCUCAUCCGAGUCGCCUGGGCCGAAGACCCGUCGAUUGCCAUUGAGCUCGUCACAAGGUUCCCGUAUCCCCGAGUCCAACGUGAGGUGAGAUGGUUGUUGAUCAACUUCCCGCAAAAGGCCAUUUCUGAGCCGCAGGGUCUGCCCAUUCUCUUGGGUGGCUCUUUGCCCAAUGACGUCAGCUUCCAGCUGAAGUACCUGUUAUUCUGGUCGCCUGUGAACCCUAUUACGGCUGUCACGUACUUCCUGCCUGCCUACCGUAAUCACCCAUUCCUGAUGCAGUACGCGAUGAGAGCUCUGGAGAGCCACUCCAGCGAUGUGACUUUCUUCUACGUCCCGCAAAUCGUGCAGACGCUGCGGUAUGACGCACUGGGCUAUGUAGAGCGGUAUAUCCUAGAGACGGCUCAGUUCUCGCAGCUGUUCGCCCACCAAAUCAUUUGGAACAUGAAGGCCAAUGCCUACAAGGAUGAUGACGCAACCAUCCCUGAUGCCAUCAAACCCACACUGGACAAGGUCAUGGAGAAGAUGAUUGCAAGCUUUAGUGAGGUGGAUAGGACCUUCUACGAACGCGAAUUUGCCUUUUUUGACGAGGUCACGGAUAUCUCGGGUAAACUAAAGCCAUACGUCGGUCGUUCUAAGCCGGAGAAGGCUCAGAAGAUCGAGGAAGAACUCCGCAAGAUCAAGGUGGAGAUUGGUGUCUACCUGCCAAGUAACCCCGAUGGCGUCGUAAUCGGCAUCGACCGCAAGUCCGGCAAGCCUUUGCAAAGUCACGCUAAGGCGCCAUACAUGGCUACAUUCCGCAUCAAGAAGAACAAGGGCAGCCUCGAGGAUGUCAAUGAUAUGCUCGAGGAUGCGCACAAGAAGGAUUCGCCGCCCAUGCCAGAGAACACCAUUGAGGUGUGGCAGUCGGCCAUUUUCAAAGUAGGUGAUGAUUGCAGACAAGACGUGCUUGCCCUGCAGAUGAUUGCGGCAUUCCGCGGCAUCUUCCACAACGUCGGCCUGGACGUCUAUGUCAACCCGUACCGCGUCACGGCCACCGCCCCCGGGUGUGGUGUCAUUGACGUGCUGCCCAACUCGGUUUCGAGAGAUAUGUUAGGCCGUGAGGCCGUAAAUGGCCUCUACGACUAUUUCAUUUCCAAAUACGGCAACGAAGACUCGCUUCGCUUCCAGCAAGCACGCAGCAACUUCGUCAAGAGCAUGGCGGCCUACUCCAUCAUCUCGUUCCUACUACAAUUCAAGGACCGGCACAACGGCAACAUCAUGAUCGACGACGCGGGCCACAUUUUGCACAUUGAUUUCGGGUUCUGCUUUGACAUCGCCCCUGGCGGCAUCAAGUUCGAGCGCGCACCGUUCAAGCUGACGACGGAGAUGCUGGCGGUCAUGGGCGGCAACCCGCACCACCAGGCCUUCAAGUGGUUCGAGGAGCUCUGCGUCAAGGCAUUCCUCGCGUCGCGGCAGCACUGCGAGAAGCUUAGCCAGAUCGUACUCCUCAUGAUGGACUCAGGUCUGCCAUGCUUUAAGCCCGAGAGCGUGCAACACUUCAAGGAGCGCUUUGUGCUGGAGCGUAGCGAGCGCGAGGCAGCAGACUUUGUCAAGGACCUCAUCCGCAGGAGUGCCAACAGCUACUCGACCGGCGUGUACGAUCAGUUCCAGCUCCUGACCAACGGUAUUCCCUAUUGA
Colletotrichum navitas is the source of this 5805-nucleotide messenger RNA. RefSeq names its product phosphatidylinositol 3. Bases 1 to 5805 code for a protein of 1934 amino acids. The transcript has 7 exons. The record is from RefSeq and is a predicted model, not a curated record. Gene Ontology annotation, molecular function: 1-phosphatidylinositol 4-kinase activity. Gene Ontology annotation, cellular component: plasma membrane; cytoplasm. NCBI's taxonomy places the organism in Eukaryota, Fungi, Ascomycota, Sordariomycetes, Glomerellales, Glomerellaceae. Gene Ontology annotation, biological process: phosphatidylinositol-mediated signaling; phosphatidylinositol phosphate biosynthetic process.